Messenger RNA from Acaromyces ingoldii, 933 nucleotides. RefSeq lists its product as hypothetical. Lineage: Eukaryota; Fungi; Basidiomycota; Exobasidiomycetes; Exobasidiales; Cryptobasidiaceae. The transcript has a single exon. Bases 1 to 933 code for a protein of 310 amino acids. The record is from RefSeq and is a predicted model, not a curated record.
AUGAAGUAUCGGCGGGAAGAUGUCGCGAAUGUCCAUGCGCUCUCUAUGUCGAAAAGGUCCCCAAAUCCUUCCUUUACAGUGAAGGAAGAAAAAGAGGAGGAUGUUUCGUCACCAAAUGCAUCUGUCUCCGUCAGUGGCAUGGACGAAAUUCCGUCUGCUGUCAGCAGGACCAUUCCCCAGGACUUGGUCGUCUCAUCGCCGAGGAAGCGCAAGAGGAAGAGCAAAGAGGAGAUUAUCGUAGGAACUCAUGAGCACUCGUUCACCUCAAGUGUCCCUCAGCAGGCCCAGCCUCUUUACCUACAUGCCAACCUCGGGCGGCUCGAAACGACGUCGUCCUCAUCAUCUGUCUUGGCACCUUCAUCUUCAAGGUCAAGAAUAUGUACCUUGAGUCCAACGGUGCAAUCUACCCAAAAGGCCAAUCGCCCAAGAUUGUCCCGGAGGAAGGAGCGAAGCGGGACGGGCCGCAAGCUGCUCAACAAGGCCAAGAGAAGCGCAGGACGCACCAAGGAGCGAAGAAACGUAAAGCGCGGCACCGUUCAGAGCAGCGACGAUGAGAAGUCGCCAGAGGUUGACCAUAGCGAGGAGGAAGGGGUGAAGAGCGAAUGGAAAGACUUGUUGUGUGGGGUCGUCGAAGAGGGCGUCCAAGACGUAAUUAGGGGUGUUCUUGACGGGGAGCAUCAAAGUGACAACGAUGAGGAAUCCGAAGGCGAUUACCGUUCGCCUGCCAGCUGUGCAAUUCAUCAGGGAUUCGACGACGAGUUGAAGACUCAGUCUGAAGUCGGAGAGGAAGCACGAAACGAAAGCAUCAGGCAGGAGGCCGAAGAGCGAGAAAAGAGAUGUCUCGAUUCAAAGAGGCGCUUAGAACACGGAGGAUACAAAUUGUGGGAUGAUGGCGAGUACGAUAAUGAUGGCGUUGGCGACGGCACACUCUAG